AUGGCUGCUCCCAACGCUUACAUUAGAGCCACCGAGACGGCGCAGUAUGUGCGCUCCCAGCUGCCCGAGGCUUUACAGCACCCAAAAGUUGCCAUUGUGUGCGGCUCGGGACUGGGUGGUUUGGCUGAUACUAUCGAACCGGAGCCCAAAGUUGAGCUGUCUUAUGCCACUAUUCCCAACUUUCCCCAAGCCACUGUUCUGGGCCAUGCGAGCAAGUUUGUCUUUGGGCAGAUUGGGGAGCACAAGACGCCCGUGGCUCUUCUGGUCGGACGCGCACAUUUCUACGAGGGCCACGAUAUGGAUGUUGUCACAUUUGCUGCUCGUGUGUGCAAACUCCUGGGCGUAGAGACCAUUGUUGUCACCAACGCCGCUGGUGGACUGAACCAAACCUACAGUGUCGGCGACAUUGUGUGCUUGAAUGACCACCUCAACAUCGCUGGUCUGGUCGGCGUACACCCCCUGCGUGGACCCAACCUUGACGACUUUGGCACACGCUUCCCCCCGCUAUCAGAUGCAUACGACCUCGACCUGAGGAGGCGGACGCACAAGGCCUGGGCGAAACUAGGACUCGACCAAGGAAAGAGGAAGUUGCACGAGGGUGUGUACGCGUUUGUUGGAGGACCAACCUACGAGACCCGAGCCGAAUGUCGAAUGCUCAGUAUGCUGGGAGCCGAUGUGGUAGGAAUGUCGACUGUUCCAGAGAUCAUCGUUGCCCGACACGCUGGGAUGCGUGUCCUCGCCUUCAGCUUGGUGACAAACUCGGCCGUUCUCGAAGCCGGCUCCUGGGGGAACGAUCCCGAGAUUCAGGCAAUGAGCAGGUCAGAAUUGGCAGAUCACCUGAACAAGGGCAAGGCAAACCACGAAGAGGUGCUGGAGGCAGGACGUGAGGCUGCCAAAGAUAUGCAGGCACUGGUAAAGCAAAUACUGUCAGACCUGUACGAGGACUAA
This is a messenger RNA of Dothidotthia symphoricarpi CBS 119687, 948 nucleotides long. RefSeq lists its product as uncharacterized. NCBI's taxonomy places the organism in Eukaryota, Fungi, Ascomycota, Dothideomycetes, Pleosporales, Dothidotthiaceae. Gene Ontology annotation, cellular component: cytoplasm. The record is from RefSeq and is a predicted model, not a curated record. Gene Ontology annotation, biological process: nucleoside metabolic process. The transcript has 6 exons. Bases 1 to 948 code for a protein of 315 amino acids. Gene Ontology annotation, molecular function: purine-nucleoside phosphorylase activity.